Molecule: messenger RNA, 1445 nt
Organism: Vanessa atalanta (red admiral)
Lineage: Eukaryota; Metazoa; Arthropoda; Insecta; Lepidoptera; Nymphalidae
Gene: ScsbetaA
Product: succinate--CoA ligase [ADP-forming] subunit beta, mitochondrial
Exons: 10
Coding region: 74-1444 (456 amino acids)
Biological process (GO): succinyl-CoA metabolic process; tricarboxylic acid cycle
Cellular component (GO): succinate-CoA ligase complex; mitochondrion
Molecular function (GO): ATP binding; metal ion binding; succinate-CoA ligase (ADP-forming) activity
Source: RefSeq, a predicted model, not a curated record
UUGAAAUCUGACAGUUCUUUACUUCUUUGCCAACGCACGCGACUGGCAAUACCAUAAUUAUAUGUAGGGAAAAAUGGCGACUUUACUACCUCGUUCUUUUGGACUUGCUGAAACUGUAUUUAUAAAAAAUGGAAAAAAGCUGUUGGCAGCAUCAACUUCCAACAACCUACCAUCCAAGCAGCAAGUUAGAAACCUGAAUGUUCAUGAGUAUGUCAGUUACACAUUGCUCAGAGAUCAUGGCAUUCCUGUGCCUAAAUUUAACAUUGCUAAGACCAAGGACGAGGCAGUCAAGUAUGCCCAAGAACUUAACACCAAAGACAUUGUAUUAAAAGCGCAGGUUCUUGCUGGAGGUAGAGGAAAGGGUGCAUUUAAAAAUGGCCUGCAAGGGGGUGUACGAAUGGUUGACAAACCCGAAGUAGCUGGAGAGAUUGUGGGUAAAAUGCUUCAGCAAUAUUUGGUGACAAAGCAAACGGGUGCAGCAGGGAGGAUCUGUAACAUGGUUAUGGUUACAGAGAGGAAGUUUCCCCGACGAGAGUUUUAUGUUGCUAUAAUGAUGGAGCGAAGUUUCAAUGGUCCUGUUAUCAUAGCAUCGUCCCAAGGUGGUGUAAACAUUGAGGAUGUGGCCGCCGAGAACCCAGAUGCAAUUACAUAUGAACCAAUUGACAUUGUUACUGGUAUUACUGACGAGCAAGUCGCACGCGUGGUUGAAAAGAUUGGUCUACAAGAGCGUUCCAGUGAAGCCUGUGACAUGAUUAAGAAAAUGUAUGAUUUGUUCUUAAAGAAAGACGCUCUGUUGAUUGAAGUAAAUCCUUACGCCGAAGAUGCCAUUACAGGGCAAUUCUUCUGCUUGGAUGCAAAAUUCCGAUUCGACGACAACGCCCAGUUUAGACAAAAGGAAUUGUUUCAAUUGAGGGACACCACUCAAGAAGACGCUAAAGAAAUUGAAGCUGCCAAGUUUGACCUCAACUACAUUGCACUUGAUGGAAACAUCGGAUGCAUGGUAAACGGUGCAGGGCUGGCAAUGGCCACCAUGGAUAUCAUUAAGCUGUAUGGAGGGGACCCCGCCAACUUUCUUGAUGUUGGAGGCGGAGCUACUGCGCAAGCCGUAGCGGAAGCAUUCAAGAUUAUCUUAUCAGACCCGAAAGUAACAGCUAUCUUGGUGAACAUCUUCGGAGGUAUUAUGCGCUGUGACGUCAUUGCGGAGGGUAUUAUCAACGCCGCUAAAAACCUCAACAUUCAAAUUCCUGUGAUUGUUCGUCUUCAGGGUACAAAAGUGAAUGAAGCGAGAAAACUGAUCGCAGACUCCGGUUUGCGCAUCGUGCCUCGCGACGACUUGGACGAGGCGGCCAAGCUCGUGGUGCAGCUCUCCGAGAUUGUGGCGCUCGCCAAGAAGGCCGGCGUCGAGGUCAAGUUCGACAUCCCCAAAUAUAUGCUCGAAAAGUAAA